AUGGACAAAAGGCCCGAUAUUACGAAGACGUAUAUGGGAACGGCUAUGGACAAGAAUAAGCUCAGUCUCAACAACUACGACCCAGUAAAAAUGCGUGACGGCAUCAUGAACCUGCGAAUGAAUCUUGACGAUGGCAAAACCAUAAAUGUCCCAAAAUGGGGAUACUCCGGAGAUCUGAACAUUGCGAAUCUCGUUGCGGGGGGUACAGCAGAAAAUUAUUUCGACAAAGUGGGCGAGGAGUUCGCCGAGCGCUAUUGGAAGGCCAAGCUGGAGUUUGAUGAAGUCUCUAAGCUCACGGGUGACGAUAAGCUGAGUGAUGACCAAACGAAGUUGUUCAAGGCUUGGAACAAUCAUGCGGUGGAAUCGUCUAAGAUGUCCUACGCUUAUCGGGAAAAAGAACUUCGAAUGCAAGAGCCAGCAGCCAUAAAAUCAGCUCUCAAAACGAAAUAUACCGACCCGGAGAAGAAAAAGCUGAUCAAAGUUGAAACCAGGAUGCUUGACAAAAGCGAGGUGGUGUGGGGAGAGCCUUACAAAUUGGCAGGCGCAGGGCUGAGGUUGACCAAAGCAGAGGCUCUCACUCUGCUCACGAAUGUUUACAAUGAACUUCAAGAAACGAAUAGAGUCAAGGAGCAUCAAAGGGCACUGGCGGGAGCCAAAAAGGCAAUGAAUGUGGCGAAAAACGGAUGUAUCUAG
Penicillium samsonianum is the source of this 693-nucleotide messenger RNA. RefSeq lists its product as uncharacterized. Bases 1 to 693 code for a protein of 230 amino acids. The transcript has 2 exons. The record is from RefSeq and is a predicted model, not a curated record. Lineage: Eukaryota; Fungi; Ascomycota; Eurotiomycetes; Eurotiales; Aspergillaceae.